Penicillium arizonense is the source of this 1071-nucleotide messenger RNA. RefSeq names its product 3-demethylubiquinone-9 3-methyltransferase. Bases 1 to 1071 code for a protein of 356 amino acids. Gene Ontology annotation, biological process: ubiquinone biosynthetic process. The record is from RefSeq and is a predicted model, not a curated record. Gene Ontology annotation, molecular function: 2-methoxy-6-polyprenyl-1,4-benzoquinol methyltransferase activity. The transcript has a single exon. NCBI's taxonomy places the organism in Eukaryota, Fungi, Ascomycota, Eurotiomycetes, Eurotiales, Aspergillaceae.
AUGGCCUCCCUCCGACCAAGGACAACUCCCCUCCGAGCCCUCCGCUCAAUCCAACCACUCACAAGACCCUCACCACUGGAAUCAACCCUCUCCGCACGCCCAAACAUCCAACCGGCAACGCAAACCCCAACCCCAAUCCGCAAACACUCAACAUCCUCCGUCUCAGCCGAUGAACUCUCCCACUUCUCAGGGCUGGCCAGCUCCUGGUGGGACCCAAUGGGCCCCUCCCGAAUCCUGCACCUAAUGAACCCCCUCCGACACGAGUUCAUCGCAUCCUGCCUAGCCGAAGGCUCAACCGAAACAGCCCCCUCACCCUCCACCCCCAACUCCGCAACCUUCAACUACCUAGACGUCGGCUGCGGCGGCGGCAUCUUCGCCGAAUCGCUUGCUCGCACGAUCCCCCUGGACCCGAACACCGCCGCGCCAACACCCACGCGCGCCGCUUCAAUGACAGCCAUUGACCCGUCGACGAAUCUAAUCCAGAUUGCGCGCGAGCAUGCGCGCAUGGAUCCGACCGUUGAUGCGCAUUUGCGGAGUGGGAAGUUUAAGUACUUGAACACGACGCUGGAGGAUGUACUUGCCUCAACUCAAUCUCCCGAAUCAACAACCACCACCACCGCCACCACAACCCCACCCCAAUACGACAUCGUAACCCUCUUUGAAGUCCUCGAACACAUCGACCCCAAAACAUCCAGCCCCCUCACAUUCCUAACAAACUGCCUACGAGCCCUAAAGCCAGGCGGCUGGCUAAUCGGCUCAACAAUUUCACGCACGGUGCCAUCGUUCAUUUUAAACCAACUCAUCGCUGAAGCGCCGUGGCCUAUCGGUGUCGUGCCGCGUGGCACGCAUGAGUGGAGCAAGUUUGUUAACCCGCCUGAGGUUAAGGGGUGGUUGCAGGAGGGUUUGAUGAGGGCUGCUGACACGGGUGUUUCGAGGGGUGGGGCUGGUGUUGCAGAGGGUAUGAGUUGGAAGUGUGUGGGUGCUGUUUAUGUUCCUGGCUUUGGGUGGAAGAUGGUUCCUGGGAGUGAGGAUUGGGGGAAUUAUUUUUGGGCUGUUAGGAAGGGAGUUUGA